GUCGGAGCCGGCAUUUCCCGGGCGCCCCCUCGCGGGGCACUUCAGCGGGGCUUCUGUUCCCGGCGGCCCUCGCGGCAGGUUCCGGGCGUAAGGGCAGUUCGUGAUGGCCGGGUCUGGUUCCGCCGCUGUGUCCGGGGCUGGAACCCCGGUGGCAGGGCCCGCAGGCCGCGACCUCUUCGCCGAGGGGCUCCUGGAGUUCCUGCGACCGGCUGUGCAGCAGCUAGAUUCUCACGUCCACGCCGUCAGAGAGAGCCAGGUGGAGCUCCGGGAACAGAUUGAUAACCUAGCUACCGAACUGUGCCGUAUCAAUGAGGAUCAGAAAGUGGCCCUGGAUCUCGACCCGUAUGUGAAGAAGCUACUUAAUGCCCGGCGACGGGUUGUCUUGGUCAACAACAUUCUACAGAAUGCCCAGGAACGCCUGAGGCGGCUAAACCACAGUGUUGCCAAGGAAACAGCCCGAAGGAGGGCAAUGCUGGAUUCAGGAGUUUAUCCCCCUGGUUCCCCAAGCAAGUAAGAGACCAGAAGUGGGCCGAUGGCCUCAGGAUAGCACAAGUACUAUUUCCUGGCUGCCUCGGUACCUCCAGGACACCCUGCAAACCUUGGAACAUCGAAAGGCAGUCCUGUGGUUUGUGUUUGAAGCACUUAGGGUCUUACCCCUUUAUGUAGGGAUCCAAAGAAACGUGUGCACAGGACUCGGGAUCCCAAAGGAUUUGUUACAGCUCUUUCUUCCAAGAAUGAGCUGAGGCCUCUACGUUUGAGUUUUUUAAAGCUACGUAUUCAAGGUCCACCUCUACCUUCUUCAAGCCUAGUUAACCAGGGAGGGGCUUUCUGUUACAUGGCUUUGUUGGGGCUUGGGCAGCGUGUCCUCUGCGAUCUCAUUUUCCUGUCUACUCUGAGGAUUUGGAGGGUAGACAGUCAACGUGAAUGACCCAUCUACCCUAUUUUGUUGGUUUCACUGGCUUGAAUACAGUAGCAGUCUUGCUAGAACCAUUUAAUUCAAUAAAUGCUUGAGCAGUAUUACAGUAUUCUAGUCGACUCUGGUAUAACGGAAAGUUUCCAAGAUUUUUUUUAUACUUUAAUUCAAAUACAACUUCAAAUUGUCACCUAGUGU
Rhinolophus ferrumequinum (greater horseshoe bat) is the source of this 1111-nucleotide messenger RNA. RefSeq names its product SNAP associated protein (gene SNAPIN). The transcript is spliced from 4 exons. Gene Ontology annotation, biological process: regulation of synaptic vesicle exocytosis; endosome to lysosome transport; lysosome organization. NCBI's taxonomy places the organism in Eukaryota, Metazoa, Chordata, Mammalia, Chiroptera, Rhinolophidae. Gene Ontology annotation, molecular function: SNARE binding. The coding region runs from base 104 to 514 and encodes 136 amino acids. The record is from RefSeq and is a predicted model, not a curated record. Gene Ontology annotation, cellular component: BORC complex; BLOC-1 complex; synaptic vesicle.